Molecule: messenger RNA, 1362 nt
Organism: Trichoderma breve
Lineage: Eukaryota; Fungi; Ascomycota; Sordariomycetes; Hypocreales; Hypocreaceae
Product: 50S ribosome-binding GTPase domain-containing protein
Exons: 3
Coding region: 1-1362 (453 amino acids)
Molecular function (GO): GTP binding
Source: RefSeq, a predicted model, not a curated record
AUGACUGCGAUGAAGUCUCACCCACCGGGGAACCAUGGUGUAGUGGACUCCAGCGCAAGACCAAUGGACCUGAAGCCGAAUGAACAACCCAGAGACAGCCCAGGGUCCAGUGAAGAUAGCGUUGCAAUCGUUGUUAUGGGGGGUACAGGUGCCGGGAAAAGUACUUUCGUCUCCUUGCUUACGGAUCAAGAAGUUAAAAUCGGACACGAUCUGAAAUCGUGUACCACUGAAGUCGGCGUUUAUAGCUUCCGUUAUAAUAACCGACAGACUGUCCACAUAAUCGAUACGCCUGGCUUCGAUGAUACGAAUCGCCCCGAUUCGGAAAUAUUGCAAGAAAUAGCACUCUUUCUCGCAGCUCUAUACGCCAAUAAUGUACGAUUGGCUGGGCUUAUUUAUCUUCAUCGUAUUACAGACACGCGAGUCUCUGGAUCCAGCCUGAAAAAUAUGAAUAUUUUCCAGAAGCUCUGCGGCGAGAAAGCGUUUCCCUAUGUUGUACUUGCCACCACCAUGUGGGGUGCACUGGAUGCCAUUGAAAACGGAGAUGAAACUGGGCGGCAACGCUGCAGUCAGCUUCAGCGCCCAGAGUUUUGGGGCGAUAUGCUCCAGAAAGGGAGUAUCAUGAGGAAGCAUGACGGCUCGAAGGACUCAGCCUACUCUAUCGUCUCCGAACUUGUUGAAAGGAAAGCCCAUGUGGUCUUGGAGAUACAAACAGAGAUGAAGGACCGAAAUCUCACUCUAGACGAGACCGGGGCCGGCCUUUAUUUGCAGAAGAACUUCCGCGAAGCCCGCGAGAGAUAUGAAAAGGAUCUUGCAGAGUUUCAAGAGAGCAUUGAGCAGGCGCUUGCUGAGAAAGACGCAGAGGCGGUUGAUUUCAUCACGAAAGAAAGGGAAGCAGCCGAGUCUCGAAUGGCCAAGCUCCAGAAUGACAACACUCGGCUGCAUCUUUCUCUAGGCCAGCUUGCCGCACAAGUAGCGGCACGCUUCCACUCAAGAUUGCCUAAUGUCGAGCCUUCGUCAGCAACAGUUCCGGACCCGUCGCUUGGGCCCCGCGUGAAAGACUUGGAGAGACGGUUUAGUCACUUUGAGCAGCGCCAAAGCACCAGUCGUGAUCCUCAGAACUCGAGAACAAAUGCUGCUCAGCAGCCCGCCGCAGUAAAAGACGUGCAAGAGCGCUCGAGAACGAAAAAGAGGAGCGCUUCGCAAAAUAAACAAAGGGCUCCCCAGGAACAUCACGCACAUUCCACAGAGGAGACAUGGAACGGGUGGAAUAUACUGACUCUACUGGAGUAUCUUUGGAAGGACGUUUUUGGUUUUGGCGAAGAUAGAGAUGACCAUUCCAGGCGUCGCCAGCAUGCAAGAUAG